AGAAAGCGUGUAUCGUCAGUAUCGUCAGUCCAAAAUAAAUCUAUUCGAGUGGCGCGACCAAGAACGGUGGAUGCGGCAAACGUGGGGCUGCGUGAGGCGGCGCGGCGUAUCGAGCUUCGCCCCGGACCCCGGUUACGUUGUUUACGAUCAGUUACGAGUUUAUUACUCAUUACGGAUCGCAGCGAGUGACGAGCCGGACCGCGGGGCGCGCGCGGACGAGAGUGCGUCAGUGCGAUGUGCGCGUCGCAGCUCGCAGCUCGCAGCUCGCAGCAGGUGAUCGACUGACGACAGUGACCACUAGGAGCAACGCAGAACGCAGGUAGACGGAUAGGCAGGGCAAGUAGGCAAGCUGAGGUUACCGAGUACCGGGGCGGCCCGAGUCCGAGAUACGCCUCGUCAUGCACUGACGUUGGACAUAGUGGCGUGAUGCGAAGGAAUUCCGAUCGAUCGCGGUCGGACUACUCGGACUCUUGGACUUGGCAGUCAGUCAGUCAGUCAGUCACACGACAGAGGUGCGUCGCGCGACUGCCAGCAGUCAACAGUGUCACCGGUCAGCGUCUGAGCAAGUGAGCAGUGAGCCAGUGAGCAUCAGAGCACGGACGUUUCGAUAACGCGGCACCCACGGUCACACACCGCCGCGCCGGCCUAUUGAACGCCACGAGCCACGAGUCCGUCGAUCAGUGGACCCUCCUCCUUGAGCCUACUAAUCGCUCGACGUACUUUGACCAGCGUGAGACAAUCCCGCGGUCCCGCGCGUCCUCGCUUGUCGGACUGACGAUCGCUCGGUUCAUUCUUCAUUCUCUUGACCGACGACUCGUUGCCCACAUUCUGCCGCAGCCCGUUUCUGUUUGUCGUUCGGAGCGAACGAACGAACUAAAACGCGGGAGUCGAGCGCGACGACGCUCGACUAUAAAAGGACCUACGUUGUGAAAUAUUUCCAAGACAUACUUCGGAACGUGAUUUGUCCUAAUGCGCGACGAGAGCUGCUGAUUGUGAUUAUAAACAUGAAAGUUAUUUUGGCAUCCCGCUACAACUAACGUAAUUUAUAAAUGGAAAUUUGAGUUCGCCAACAAAACAGGAAGAGGACAAACGUGAAACGUGCACGCGGAAGCUACUUGGAGGUUGAAGACUAAAGAGAUGUUAUCGAAAUGGAGUUGGAUCGCUUUUAAUCUUAUUGUCUAUGUAACCACUGCCCCACGCAAAGAAACUCUCCAGGAGGACGAAGCUAAAGCUUUCUUCGAACUAAUCGAGUUGGAUUAUGAAGAUGUAUGUUACAACAUUGCCAAUGUUCAGUGGUCAUUUAUCGUGUCACCUUCCGAUAAAACAUUAUCGACAUGGGAAAUACAGCAAUAUAAUUAUACGGAAUUUACAAAAGCGCAGAAAAGCGAGGUAAUCAAUAAAAUUAAGAAUACAAAAGAACAGCUGAAACCAUCUCUUCAAUAUAAAUAUGACGUGAUUGAGAAACCUGGCGACACGUUGCUAAAAGAUGAAGAUUGGAAGAAGCUUAUACAUUUCGCUGGCGUCGUGGAAUUGCAACGAUCAAUUAUUAGUCACGUGAAUAAGUCGCAAAACUAUUCACGGGAAGGUGUGGAAUAUUUACUCUCUCAUAGUGGAAAACUAGAAGAUAAGCAAGCUGCUUGGAACGCUUGGUAUCGCCAAUUUGUACCGUUAGUGACAAAUUAUUCAAACAAUUUGCCACUCCUCGAUGAAGCCGCGAAACAAAAUGGAAUGGAAAAUGUUAAGGAAUAUUGGGAAAUGCUGUCAGGAUAUUCGGAUGGAUAUGAUAAAAUACACAGUGAAUGGAGUCGGAUCAAUAAUCUUCAUAAAAAGAUUGUAAAAUUUAUCAGUACAAACUUGGCUCGAAAGUAUGAUAUUACUAUAAAUGAUACACUUCCAGCUUAUUUACUCGGUAGCUUACAAGGACACGACUGGACGGAUAUAUCAUCAGACGCAUUACCCUACUCAGAAUUAAUUUAUGAUCUCAAAAGAAAUCUCUGGAAAAAGAAAUACGUGGGAAAAUCUUUGUACAAGACUGCAUCCAAUUUGGGUUCAAUAUUGUUGAAACAAGUUCCACAAGCGGGAUUUUGGGAUAAGAGCGAAUUUAACCAACAAUGCCCGUCCAGAUUGUUGAACUUUUGUCGUGAGGGUACAAUGAGAGUUUCUACUUGUUCCAAAGCCACAAUGAGCAAUUUCUUGACAGCGCAUGAAAACGUUGGGAAAGUAUUAUUUAAUCAAAUGACUGUAGAAAACACUCCUGUUCUCGAUACAGUUAACAGGUACUCAGGAUUAGAAGAAGGUAUAUCGACACUAUUUGGGAUACUAUCGGCAAGUCCUGCGUGGCUCAAUCAUACUCAUUUAAUGAACGGUAGUAAGGAUAAUGAGCAACGAAUGAUCGUGUCUUUAAUGAUAACCGCUCUGAAUGUACUCCCACGAUUAGCAUAUUAUUACUCCGCCGAUUUAUGGAGAUUAAAUGCGAUUGAAGAGAAUAUUACAGAUCCGGCAGAUUUGAUAGCAUCAUGGUGGAAGUACAGGCAAGAGUACGAAGGUAUCUCCUCUCUUAAUAUGGAUAAUCCUACUUUCAUGGACGAUAGUUAUAUUGUUAGAAAUAAACCAUAUCUUCCCAAAAUUCUUGGCACAAUGCUAUCUUUUCAAUUAUAUGAAUAUAAUAUGGAUUCAACCGAAGUCAGAUACAAUGAUAUUGACGGAAAGUUAAUAAACGGCAAUAUAAUAAAAAUGAUUCAACAUAGUGGAGCACGCGAGUGGCAAGAUGUCCUGAAUAACUUCGUUGAUAUAGACGAUAUAUCGGCGGAUGCGCUUGUUCUGUAUUUUACACCGUUGGAAGAAUUCAUCGAAGAAAACGAAGACGAUUUCGAGUAUAAGUCUGGAGCGACGGCGGAUAAAGAACUUGAAGAAUUGGAGAAACAUAUUUUGCGAGAGAUCAAUACUCCUACUACAACGCCUCCGACAGCUAUUACAACAAAAGCGACGUCGUACAAGAUAAUAAGUAACGCGAAAAACAUGCAAUCAAAGGUAGAAAAAUCUUUAGAAUCGAAAUCGUCCAUAUAUAUAAAAGAAGAUAAAAACAAUCCUGGGUUGAACUCACCAACAACACAAGUUUCUUUCAACAAAUCAUCAUCGUCGAUGCCCGAUGUUUUGAACGGUACAGAGAAUAACACACCAAAGAUUAGUACUAGUAAAGCGGUAUGGGCUCUAAGCGCAAUUCUUAUCGCGAUAGUAGUCAUUUGUAUCAUUGCGAUUUUCGGAAGACGAAGAUGUCGUAAAACGCCAAAAAAUAGACGGUACGUUUAAUAGUAUAAAUUUUUGUUACUAAAUAUAUUUAUUUCUCGCAUUUAGGCGUUAAGAGAAUUUAAUCAUGUAACUUAUUAUCGCAACAAUACCUCUCAUUUAAGGGAGUCAUUUUCUAAUCGCUCUUUGGAGUAUUCGACAUCGUGCAUUCCUUAGUAAUGUUCCUUGUAGGCUACGUCCACUUUUUUCGGACAUCACUAACGAUCACGUAGCUCAAUCACAUUUGCCUUGUAUUUCUACCUCCAAAUCUUACCUAGGAAUGAGCUUUUAGCUGCUCCUUUGAUAUUACAAGUUUUUUGAUAAUAGACUUAUCUCUCGAUCGAUUCAUAUAUUAUCCUAUCAUUCUAGGUAAUUACAACAAUUUAUACGAGUAGUAUUGGGCACAAAGGAUCCUAAACGAAUAAAAUGCGAUUGCAAUUUUUUAUAUACCUAUCGUAUAAUAAUAUUCAUGUAUAUAUAAAAAAUAUGGUUAUAUUGUAUAUUGUAUACAUACACAUAUGUAUAUGUAUAAGUUUUCUGAUUUGUAAUGCCAAAUCUAUACCUCAAUGACUGGUUUAUCGCUCCCGUCAUAUGAUGAUAGCACGAUGAUAGCACAAUUAAGAAAGUUAUAUAUAAGUGUUGUACAUAAUCGAUAGUUACAAAUGACAUUUAAGAAAAGAGAAUAUAGGUAAUUAAGAGGUUAUAGAGCUUAUACAUAAUGAUAAUCAUUAUGCAAGGUUUAAUAUUUCAGCGUACUUAGCAUAAGUAGAUUAUUUUUCUACAAAUAUUGUAGUAUCGUCAAGUAUUGUGCUUGUGCGGCGUUUACAUAUCAUUGUGAAAAAUUUAUAUUUUUUUAUAAAAAUAUCUCAUAUAUCUGUCUUGACACAUCUGUUCAAUAGAACCAUAAAAUAUUCCAUAGUUAAAAAAUCGAUAAUCAAUGCGAUUGUGCCAAAGAAAUCGCGCGGUUUUGCCUAUAAUUUCUUAAAAGUGUAUAUACAGACUAUAGGAACUGUAAGAGAACAGUAAAGGUAUAUACAGCGUGAAACAUACUGUAUCCAUUAAUUAAAUAAACAUUUCAUCAUAAAAAUAAAA
This is a messenger RNA of Temnothorax curvispinosus, 4377 nucleotides long. RefSeq names its product angiotensin-converting enzyme 2-like. The coding region runs from base 1138 to 3309 and encodes 723 amino acids. Gene Ontology annotation, biological process: proteolysis. The record is from RefSeq and is a predicted model, not a curated record. The transcript has 14 exons. Lineage: Eukaryota; Metazoa; Arthropoda; Insecta; Hymenoptera; Formicidae. Gene Ontology annotation, molecular function: metallopeptidase activity; peptidyl-dipeptidase activity. Gene Ontology annotation, cellular component: plasma membrane.